Coregonus sp. 'balchen' is the source of this 2315-nucleotide messenger RNA. NCBI's taxonomy places the organism in Eukaryota, Metazoa, Chordata, Actinopteri, Salmoniformes, Salmonidae. The record is from the annotation of a GenBank genome assembly.
AUGCACCAGACUGGUAGUUUCCAUAUUGUUUCUACAAUUUGCUAAUUAAAGCAAUUUCCUCAUAUUUGUUUCACAGUUUUAAUAAGGACAUCAUGAUGAAAAUAUAGCCUAGAUAUGCUCUCUUAUUACAAAUACACACUACUUCACAGCCCAGUACUAUCAGCAAUGUAUUGGAAAUAAUGUCAGGAGAAAUGUUGCCAAGGCCUCUCUCUACACUGGCAUAGUAUCACCAGACGAGUUUAGUGAUUAGCUGAAAGAUGUUCAAAUCGCCCCCACUACACGGAUGUGAACAUUGCAUGAUGUGUGGGAUCAUUGGGCUCCUAUUUCCUUUGGUUCUGUCAUGUGAUUGUCCUGGAUAAAUCCACUGCACUUAUAUUUAUAAAAGAGAACAUUUAUUGUUAUAUUUAAAUAGUUCAGUUAACACUUUUGUCUUUAGGCAUCUUGUACAUCUUGUACUCCUGAGUGGCGCAGUGGUCUAAGGCACUGCAUCGCAGUGCUAACUGUGCCACUAGAGAUCCUGGUUUGAAUCCAGGCUCUGUCGCCGCCGGCCGCGACCGGGAGACUCAUGGGCGGCGCACAAUUGGUCCAGGGUAGGGGAGGGAAUGGCCGGCAGGGAUGUAGCUCAGUUGAUAGAGCAUGGCGUUUGCAACACCAGGGUUGUGGGUUCGAUUCCCACGGGGGGGCAGUAUAAAAAAAUAUGUAUUCACUAACUGUAAGUCGCUCUGGAUAAGAGCGUCUGCUAAAUGACUAAAAUGUAAAUGUACAACUUAAUGUUGUUUGCAUUGACCAACUUGUUUGCUAUGGUGAGUGAGACUGAGUGCAACAGCUGCUGAGAUACAUAAACAUUUCAGGAAAUAUGUUUUCUUGCAAAACAUCCAACCUUGAAGCUGUGGUCCUUUUGGCAGUGACCUUAGUCAGAGCAGAAUGGACUGAGGCUCUCUUUAUAGGGAUGCUGAGGCAGGCUGCACCUUGCUGUACUGCCAAUAAUGUUCGUUCUGGAAUGGAGGCAAUGACAAAUACUGCACAGAUAAGCGCCAUUACCAGCAACUCAGCCAGCGAAAAACAAAUGUAUGUUUGAGGUGAUGGAUGGCAGGGGGAUGCAUGCACGGUUUUGUAGCUGAGGCAAAUGCUGAUGAGGCAAGAUGGGCCCAUCUCUCACAGAUGCUGACAUCUUGCCCUGUGUGCAAGAUCUGAAUUCCACCAAUCAUUUUUGCCAUUUGACUGUCUGUCUCUCCCUUCCUGGCCAUGUCUUUCCACCUGGCCAUCUCCAUCCCUGUCUGAAUGAUUAGGGUAGGAUACAGUUCUGAUUCACUACUAGAGGAAAUCAGCCUGCAGUUUGGCAGAGAGUUGACCGACAGUCACAUUGCUGUAGGUGGAGCCUGUCUGUAUUCGGGCAGUCCUUUGGGGUGUAAUCCCAGUGUGGCAGUGCGCUCCGUCCUCGUCAGAGUGCAGACACGCCCUGUGGCUUUCUGGCUGUCCGUUUGAGACACUCAUGUCCUUGUUGUUUCUCUGGGAUGUGGAUCCAAAUGGGUCUUUCUGUUCAGGCUGGGGGCUGCCCCUGCAGAUCCUAUUGCGGAACGUGGAUGUGUCUCGACAAAGACACUUGCGGAAGUUUGGUUUGCAAAGCAGGUAGACCAUAGGAUUGUAGAUGGUGGACGAUUUGGCAAAGAUGGCCGCCAGGGCGAAUGCAGUAGGAGGCACCAGGGUGGCGUCACCAAAUGCCGCCCACAUGGCCACUAUGGCGUAAGGGCUCCAUGCACCCAGGAAGCCGAUGCAUACUGCUACCGACAACUGUUGAAAAACACACACACACACAAUAUAUAUAAAUAGGCAUAAAUAUUCAAUAUCUCUUUACUUAAAGUCUGCAGGUAUAAGGCUUUUUAACUUUGGCACAGACCCUGCAAACUAUACAAGCCUAACCACACACAAAGUUACAUAAUCCCUGAGCUGCUGUUGUUGUGAACUGGAUUGCUGACACAGGGAUACUGUCUGACCUUGACGAUGAGGGCGUGUGCGUUGGUGGUCUUGGUCUGGGGCGACACAUGCUGCUGGACGGCCUGGUGAGAACUGCGCACCGUCAGCAGGAUGAAGGUGUAGGAGAGGAAGAUGACGGUGCAGGGCAGAGCGUAGCAGAAGAGGAACAGGCAGACAAUGUAGGACAUGGCAGACAGCUUGUAGUUUGGUACGUUCCAGUCAAUGCAGCAGGCAGUGCCAUAAGGCUCUGCAUUGUAGUGUCCCCAAUGUGCCAGGGGACCGAUGGCGAACACAGAGGCAUAACACCACACAACCACCACCAGGAAGCAGGCAUUGGAUGA